This is a messenger RNA of Ramularia collo-cygni, 1227 nucleotides long. RefSeq lists its product as uncharacterized. The transcript has a single exon. The coding region runs from base 1 to 1227 and encodes 408 amino acids. Lineage: Eukaryota; Fungi; Ascomycota; Dothideomycetes; Mycosphaerellales; Mycosphaerellaceae. The record is from RefSeq and is a predicted model, not a curated record.
AUGGAAGCGGCCGUAAGCAGUUGGUUAUGUUUCAUCGCCGUCAUUGGUUUGGCAGGCUAUUACUACCGGACUACUACAAAGCAAGCUCCGAAGCCUGCUCCUCCGAGUGAGGUUAAGAAACAAGCAAAGAGUGAGGUCAGAAAGACAGCGCGGAAGGUUGAGGCCGCUGUCAAGAAGCCGGCUCCCAGCAAGCCUGCAGGCGAGACGCAAAAACCAGACUCCCCAGGCAAGGGAAACGUGAAGAACAAGCGGAAGGCGAACACUCAGCCCGUUCAGCAGGCUCCGGUAGCGCCAGUCAAGGAGCAGGAUGAUGAAGAUGCGAUCGACAUGAGCACUCUUCAGUUCGCGGCGAACAUGAAGAAGGCCAGAGAGGGCGUCGACAUGAAGAAGACAGACAGCAAGGAAAGCCGUGUCAAGACUGUCAAGACGAAGACGAUGGAUUCUCCUAUCUUGUCCUCUGGCUCGUCUCACAAUGGCGAUGCGGGGAAUGAAUGGUCACAUGUUGCCUCGCCCGCGUUGAAGUCAAGCGGCGUUGACGACAUGCUUGAAUCCAGUGCUCCGGGACCAAGCGCGCUACGCAUCACAGCACCCACGAAGCCAACCAAGGAAAAGGCCACCCAGCAGCCGAAGCAAGUGGUUACUGAGUCGAAGAAGCAACGCCAGAACCGCAAGAAGAAGGAGGACGAAAGAUUGGCUCGCGAGGAGGCUGAAAAGGUACGAAAAGCACAACAGGAACAGCAGCGCCGCACAGCCCGCGAAGGACGCGGUGAAGCGGCUAGAAAUGGUAUCCCAAUUCCCGCAGCUCCUGUGCACAAUCCUUGGUCGGAGCAGGAUGCUGCCCGUGAGCUACAGCAGCCAGUCAAGGCAGGUGGUAGCGCCCAGCUUCUUGAUACAUUUGACGUGGAAUCGACCGGUAGCUCCAACGCCGACAUAAUGAGCACCGCCGCCACAUCCACCGAUGGAAAAGACGAUUACGCGCAAGCCAUCGCGGAAAGCGGACGCGAAACUGGCUGGAAUGAGGUAAAGAGCAACAAGAAGACGAAGAAGUCCAMCUCGAAUGAGGGGACAGGCCAAACUACCACAGUCRCAGCACCAGUGGUCAAGACCGCCAUUGCCCCUAAGACGACAUCCAAUGGCAAGCCGAUUGGCUUCCAGGCACUCAAGGACGAGUACGAGCUCCGCGCAGAGGACGUUGAUCCAAGCAACGUCGACAACUGGGCUGCAUGA